AUGUGUAUAGCUGUGUUCGAAUGGCAAAAUCACCCAAUUUACCCGCUCCUUCUGUUGUUCAACAGGGACGAGUUUAAAAGCAGGCCAACAAAGCCUUUGGCAUGGUGGGAAGGAGGGAAGAUCUUAGGGGGAAGAGAUGGGCUGGCAGGAGGGACAUGGCUGGCUUGUACCAGAGAUGGCAAGGUGGCUUUUAUCACAAAUGUUAGAGAAGUUGAGAAACUUGCUCAAGCUAAGAGCAGAGGGGACCUCCCAGUUCGGUUCUUGGAGGGCAAAAAGAGUGCCAUGGAGUUUGCUGAGGAAGUUGCGGAGGAGGCAGGUCAGUACAAUGGGUUUAAUCUGAUCUUGGCUGAUAUUUGCUCCAAGGCCAUGGUUUAUGUAACCAACAGACCAAAGGAGGACAAAAGUUUUGUCACCGAGGUCUCACCUGGGAUUCAUGUACUGUCAAAUGCAAAGCUUGAUUCUCCUUGGCCUAAGGUUCAACGACUAGGCGACAGUUUCAAAGAGCUAUUACGCGAACACAGUGGCGACAAUGAUCUUCCGAUGAAAGAAAUGGUUGAAAAACUGAUGAUGAACACGAUUAAAGAUGAUGAAGAAAGCUUGCUGCCUCACGUUUAUCCUCCAGAACUGGAAUACCAUUUGAGUUCCAUAUUUGUAGAAAAAGCCCCUCAGCUGGGACAUUAUGGCACCAGAAGCACAUCAGCAUUGUGUGUGAAGACAAGUGGGGAAGUUAUCUACCAUGAGAGAUAUCUGGAAAAUGAACUGUGGAAAGAAGGGACAGUAACUUAUCACAUGGACACGGACAGAGGAGAAGAAGAAAAAUAG
Messenger RNA from Prunus armeniaca (apricot), 822 nucleotides. The record is from the annotation of a GenBank genome assembly. Lineage: Eukaryota; Viridiplantae; Streptophyta; Magnoliopsida; Rosales; Rosaceae.